CGCACCGCGGUGUGGACCCAGCACGCCUGGGCCGGGGGCUGCAGCAUGCUCUUGCGGUCUGUGGUCUGAAAGGUGCUGGAAGCAGAGCCUGUGAGUGGGGUCUAGGACUCCACAGCCCCCCAACCUGCUGCUGCCAUGGUAGGAAAAGGUGCCAAAGGGAUGCUGAAUGGUGCUGUGCCCAGCGAGGCCACCAAGAGGGACCAGAACCUCAAACGGGGCAACUGGGGCAACCAGAUCGAGUUUGUACUGACGAGCGUGGGCUAUGCCGUGGGCCUGGGCAAUGUCUGGCGCUUCCCAUACCUCUGCUAUCGCAACGGGGGAGGCGCCUUCAUGUUCCCCUACUUCAUCAUGCUGAUAUUCUGUGGGAUCCCUCUCUUCUUCAUGGAGCUUUCCUUCGGCCAGUUUGCAAGUCAGGGCUGCCUGGGGGUCUGGCGGAUCAGCCCCAUGUUCAAAGGUGUGGGCUACGGCAUGAUGGUGGUGUCUACAUAUAUUGGCAUCUACUACAACGUGGUCAUCUGCAUUGCCUUCUACUACUUCUUCUCGUCCAUGACUCACGUGCUGCCCUGGGCCUACUGUGGUAACCCCUGGAACACACCUGACUGUGCUGGAGUGCUGGAUGCUUCCAACCUCACCAACGGCUCCCGGACUGCUGCCCUGCCUGGAAACCUUUCCCACCUGCUCAACCACUCCCUCCAGAGGACCAGCCCCAGUGAGGAGUACUGGAGGCUCUAUGUGCUGAAGCUGUCAGACGACAUCGGGAACUUUGGGGAGGUGCGACUGCCCCUUCUCGGCUGCCUCGGUGUCUCCUGGGUGGUGGUCUUCCUCUGCCUCAUCCGAGGGGUCAAGUCUUCAGGAAAGGUGGUGUACUUCACAGCCACCUUUCCCUACGUGGUGCUGACCAUCCUGUUUGUCCGCGGCGUGACCCUGGAAGGAGCCUACACGGGCAUCAUGUACUACCUGACCCCACAGUGGGACAAGAUCCUGGAGGCCAAGGUAUGGGGAGACGCUGCCUCCCAGAUAUUCUAUUCUCUUGGUUGCGCGUGGGGAGGCCUCAUCACCAUGGCUUCCUACAACAAGUUCCACAACAACUGCUACCGGGAUAGCAUCAUCAUCAGCAUCACUAACUGUGCCACCAGCGUCUAUGCCGGCUUCGUCAUCUUCUCCAUCCUGGGCUUCAUGGCCAAUCACCUGGGUGUGGACGUGUCCCGUGUGGCUGACCACGGCCCUGGCCUGGCCUUUGUGGCUUACCCCGAGGCCCUCACACUGCUGCCCAUCUCCCCACUCUGGUCCCUGCUCUUCUUCUUCAUGCUCAUCUUGCUGGGGCUGGGCACUCAGUUCUGCCUCCUAGAGACGCUGGUCACAGCCAUUGUAGACGAGGUGGGAAAUGAGUGGAUCCUGCAGAAGAAGACCUAUGUGACCUUGGGUGUGGCUGUGGCUGGCUUCCUGCUGGGGAUCCCCCUCACCAGCCAGGCAGGCAUCUACUGGCUGCUGUUAAUGGACAACUACGCGGCCAGCUUCUCCUUGGUUGUCAUCUCCUGCAUCAUGUGCGUGUCCAUCAUGUAUAUCUAUGGGCACCGGAACUAUUUCCAGGACAUCCAGAUGAUGCUGGGAUUCCCGCCACCCUUCUUCUUCCAGAUCUGCUGGCGCUUUGUCUCUCCGGCCAUCAUCUUUUUCAUUCUCAUCUUCACGGUGAUCCAGUACCAGCCCAUCACCUACAACCACUACCAGUAUCCAGGCUGGGCUGUGGCCAUCGGCUUCCUUCUGGCUCUGUCCUCUGUCAUUUGCAUCCCUCUCUAUGCCCUGUUCCAGCUCUGCCGCACAGAGGGAGACACCCUCCUCCAGCGUUUGAAAAAUGCCACAAAGCCAAGCAGAGACUGGGGCCCCGCCCUCCUGGAGCACCGGACUGGGCGCUAUGCCCCCACCAUACCGCCCUCUCCUGAAGAUGGCCUCGAGGUCCAGCCGCUGCACCCAGACAAAGCCCAGAUCCCCAUGGUGUGCAGUAACGGCUCGAGCCGUCUGCAGGACUCCCGGAUAUGAGCACAGCUGCCCGGGGAGUGUCCCACCCCCACCCAUGCUCCCACCACAGAGACUGGGGAGGCAGGGGACCGGUGUCACCACCUGCCCCUGCCAUGACCUGGCCAGGGCGGCUGCUGUCACCUUGGCCACCACUGGUAGCGUGGUCAUUUGUGCUCAUGUCCCCAGUGUUUACAAGUCCUUUGGAUGCCAAGAUGGCAGCUGGGGAUGGGUGUGGGCAUUGGGAGGAUUGAUGGGGGGGGGGCCCAAAGCACUUUGGAGGGGUCUCAGGCCAGGUCCCCAGAGAUCUGCUGGGCUUUACAUGGCCUCUGAUGCCCCCACACUCUGCCCUGAGCUGAGGUUCUAGGUUGGCCCCCUACCUGUCCCCCUCCUUAGGCCUCCAGCCUCCUGACCAGUGUUCCUGCCGUCAGAGCAGACCCCAGCUCUGCCCAGGCAAAUUUGGGUCUUCCUACCUGGGAGCAGGGUGAGGGGCUAAGGGGCUGUACAGUGUUACUUGUCAGGCUAUGCCACCCAGCCCUGUUUGUCUGUGUAAUUAUUUUUGUAAAAAUUGUAUUAUCGUGGUUGCCAUCCCCAUGCCCCCAGCCUUGGGCCCCCUCUGUCUUCCAGGCCUGCCUGGACCUCACUUGGCUGCUCUGGGGUCUCCACACCUCAUUCCAGCCCUGGCUGUCAGGCCCAGCCAGCAGAGGCCCAUGACCCAGCAGCCUCCCCAAAGCACUAGUUUCUAGGGGGUAGGGGUGGGGUGCUGCUCAGCAGGAGGUUUGAACCCAGAGCCCUGGGGAAGGG
Molecule: messenger RNA, 2817 nt
Organism: Hyaena hyaena (striped hyena)
Lineage: Eukaryota; Metazoa; Chordata; Mammalia; Carnivora; Hyaenidae
Gene: SLC6A9
Product: solute carrier family 6 member 9
Exons: 14
Coding region: 136-2037 (633 amino acids)
Biological process (GO): glycine import across plasma membrane; neurotransmitter transport; synaptic transmission, glycinergic
Cellular component (GO): plasma membrane
Molecular function (GO): glycine:sodium symporter activity
Source: RefSeq, a predicted model, not a curated record